AUGCGCCGUUGCCAGGGGUUCAAACUUGAGGAAGCCAGUAUUGAUGAGAUCCAGGCGCAAAUGAGUCACGGCACAUUCACCAGCGCCGAGCUGCUACAGUGCUUCCUCGACCGUGCUUAUCAGACGCAGCCAUAUUUAAAUGCCAUUCUACAGUUCAACCCAGAUGCUUUCUCCAUCGCCCGGAUGCUUGAUGAGGAGCGCGCUAACGGCAAGUGUCGGGGCCCGCUCCACGGCAUUCCGUUCAUUGUAAAGGACAACAUUGCCAGCAAAGACCGUCUGGAGACCACAGCUGGCUCCUGGGCCCUCCUAGGCAACGUUGUCCCCCGCGAUGCCUAUGUCGUUCAUAGGAUGCGUCAGGCCGGGGCUGUUCUCCUGGGUAAAGGAUCGCUCAGUGAAUGGGCUGAUAUGCGUUCGAACAAUUACUCAGAAGGGUUUACCGCUCGUGGCGGCCAAUGCCGGAGCGCCUUUAAUCUUACUGUUAACCCUGGGGGCAGCAGUACUGGCCCCGCUGUCGCGGUCGGCGCCAACCUGGUUCCUAUUGCGCUCGGCACCGAAACUGACGGAAGUGUCAUCAAUCCUGCGCAGCGAAACGCCAUUGUGGGAAUCAAGCCUACCGUCGGCUUGACGUCCCGCGCCGGUGUUAUUCCCGAGUCCCUGCACCAAGAUACUGUCGGUACAUUCGGAAAGACUGUCCGCGAUGCCGUAUAUGCUCUGGACGCCAUUUAUGGAGUUGAUCCUCGUGACAAUUACACUCUGGCCCAGAGCGGAUUGACUCCUAAAGGUGGCUAUAUCCAGUUCCUUUCUACGAAGGAAGCUCUUCAGGGAGCCGUCUUCGGCCUUCCCUGGAAGUCAUUCUGGGCCCUCGGUAACCCUGAGCAAAUUGCGCAGCUUGAGGAGCUGCUUAAACUGAUCCAGGCUGCGGGUGCGACCAUUAUUAACGGCACCGAUCUGCCUCAUUACAAGCAAAUUGUUUCGCCCGAUGGUUGGAACUGGGAUUACGGUGCUACUCGUGGUUUUAGCAAUGAGUCUGAGUAUUCCUAUAUCAAAGUCGACUUUUAUAACAACUUACGCGAUUAUCUUUCAGAGGUCAACAAUACUGCGAUCAAGUCUCUGGAAGACCUCGUGCAGUAUAAUCGUGAUAACUAUGGCUCCGAAGGCGGCUUUCCAGGUGUGCAUCCUGCCUUUGGGUCCGGCCAGGAUGGCCUCAUCGCUUCUCUGGAGAGCAAGGGAGUCAUGAACGAAACGUACUUCUCGGCGCUAGAGUUUUGCCGACGCACGACCCGGGAGGAAGGCAUCGAUGCAGCCUUGAAAUAUCAUAACAAGACUCUGGAUGGUCUUUUAGUUCCUCCCGAUGUUGCGCAGAGCAUUCAGAUCGCCGCUCAAGCCGGUUACCCUGUAGUCACCGUCCCCGCAGGGGUGAGCAACGGGUCUGGGAUGCCUUACGGCCUGGCGAUCAUGAACACGGCUUUCUCGGAGCCCGUUUUGAUCAAGUAUGCCAGUGCUAUUGAAGAUCUCCAAAAGUCCACCGCGAUUGCAGCAACACAAAAGGCCAGCCCAAUGUCCUCGAGCAGAUUGACGCGGGCUCCCCGGCACUGGGGCGCCGGGCGACCGUUCAUACCGAGACGCAGCUUCACGAUCUCUGUCCGCCGCUUCUCCGAACCAUCCGCCUCCGCCGUCGCAACGUCCUUCCUGUCACGCUUCCAGUCGCUAGGCCCUCAAAUCCGUACUCAAGUCCUCGACGCAAAUCAACUGCAGCUUCUCACCCUCACAUUGAAUCGCCCCUCUCUUUUUCCCGACUCUCCAACGUUGACCAAUGCUGCCCUUCCGGCCCUCAACACGCCCGUACCGCCGGGCUACCAUCUUGUUUACUUCACGCCCGCGUUCCUAGAGGAUGAGCUUGGGCUGGACGGCACGGACGCUUCCUACAAUCCGCAAUUUCCCUUCACUCGGCGAAUGUGGGCGGGAGGGGAAGUGACCUGGCCGCGGGACGCUGAUGGGCAGCCCAAUCCGCUGCGAGUCGGGCAGGAGGUGCGCGAGACGACACGCGUGUUGAGCGCAGAGGCCAAAGUGGUGAAGAAAACGGGCGAGGACAUGAUCGUGGAACUGGGUAUUCCGCAAGGCUCUUCCCACCCCAUCUCCCUCAUCUCCCCCGCGAGCCCUCCUCGGGCCACCUCGUCGCACGUCGCGACCCAGACCACGUUCGCCAUUUCCACGCAGGGACACACUCACUCACGCUCGCUCGUGCAGAGUCCAGUCACCCUAUUUCGGUUCUCCGCUCUGACGUUUAACCCACACAAGAUCCAUUACUCUCUUCCGUGGGCCCGCGAGGUAGAGGGGCAUAGAGAUAUUGUGGUUCAUGGCCCGCUGAACUUGAUAUCGAUCCUAGAUUUGUGGAGAGACACCCAAGGCAAGGCCUGCGAGGAUCCAGCGACAGCUGUGCCCAAACGCAUAUCCUACCGUGCAACUAGCCCGUUGUAUGCGGGAGACCGGUACUCGAUUCAUUUAACAGAAAAGGAAGCAGGAGCAUCCAAGGUACAAAUUGUUGGGCCCGAAGAUGCUAUUGCCAUGAAGGCAGAGAUCGAGUAA
Messenger RNA from Penicillium chermesinum, 2586 nucleotides. RefSeq lists its product as uncharacterized. Bases 1 to 2586 code for a protein of 861 amino acids. The transcript is spliced from 5 exons. Lineage: Eukaryota; Fungi; Ascomycota; Eurotiomycetes; Eurotiales; Aspergillaceae. The record is from RefSeq and is a predicted model, not a curated record.